Ostrinia furnacalis (Asian corn borer) is the source of this 5455-nucleotide messenger RNA. Its product is annotated as exportin-4. The transcript has 15 exons. NCBI's taxonomy places the organism in Eukaryota, Metazoa, Arthropoda, Insecta, Lepidoptera, Crambidae. Gene Ontology annotation, biological process: protein export from nucleus. Gene Ontology annotation, cellular component: cytoplasm; nuclear pore. The record is from RefSeq and is a predicted model, not a curated record. The coding region runs from base 1 to 3315 and encodes 1104 amino acids. Gene Ontology annotation, molecular function: small GTPase binding; nuclear export signal receptor activity.
AUGGAAAACUCAGCAAUACAAACAUUAGAGACUGCUGCUCAGAUGCUGAUGGCACCGCCAGAAAUGGUGUCAUCGCAGCAGCGCCACCAGGCAGAAAGCGUAUUCCUGGAAUUCCGGAGCACUAAAAACCCCUACCAGCUGUGCAGGGAACUCUUGGAGAAGUCUUCUUCUGACUAUGUGCUGUUUGAGGCAGCUGGGUUAUUGAAGUCAGCGUUAAUUAGAGAAUGGAGCUUAUUGUCUGCAAAUGAUAUUUCAUCCCUGAGGGAAUACUUGUUGAAUUUUCUUCUUAGGUCAGAUACACCUCCAUUCCUGAGAGAAAAGUUAUUGCAGACUAUUGCUAUAAUCAUCAAGAGAGGCAGUAUUGAUGAUGGAGGCAGAGAAAGGAGAGCAUUAAUUGGUGAACUAGAAAAAAUGAUUUUGAGCUCUCCUAUAAGUCAGCAAAAAUUGGCCUGCUCACUAAUUUUAGCCAUUAUGCAAGAAUAUGCUAUUACUGUAAAAUCUGCCGAUGUUGGGCUCAUAUGGGAAGUUCACUUUCGACUCAAGAAGUCAUUUGAAGGAGUUGAUUUGAAGAGGAUAUUCCGUUUUACUGUAGGUGUAUUGGAGCAGAUAGUACGCUCUGGACACCGGCCUGAAGGGGAGCAAGCUAUGCUGACUAAGCAACUUCUGACAAUUGUUGAAACAGUCUUGUGCUGGAGCCAUGUCUCUCCUCUGCUGUCGAAGAGGUUAAUCGGCGCAUUUGAGGCUAUAUACGAAAGUGAUACAGCCCCAGCAUUGCGGUUAAGUCUAAGCUGGAGGGACACUAUAAUGCAGCCAGAACUCAUUGCAUUAUUCUUCGAGAUACACAUGUACGUGAGGUCAAACCCGGAGUUAGCUAACCCGUCUUUAACCUGUCUAGUGCAACUGGCUAGUUUGAGUGGUGUUGUGGUCCAUGUUGGUAAUUUAAAGCAGCAGUAUUUGGAGAACUAUGUGAAUAGUUUUAUGAACAUGAUGGCAUAUGUUCAGCCAGUGGAUAGGGAGAUGCUUGGGAUAUCUGAUAUUCAUAGGCGACUGAUUCAGUUUUUCGCUCCCCAAAUGAUAGCAUCUACUCCGCCAGCAUUUCUGCAGAAUUUGACAUCUUUAACAUGUACAUGCAUCAGGGCGUCAGUUGUUGAAGAAGUGACAAAUGAAGACACAGUAUGGAGGGAGUCUCUGAAUAAGUUCCUGCACACAUGGAGCUCCCUUGCCCACGAUCCCGAUGGAUUCUCCAAUGAGACCUUGAUGAAUCCUUGUAUAGAAGUCUUCAACACUUACCUUCAAUGCAGACUGGCACCCCCUGAUGGGACUAGAGGCACAGCAGCUGAAGAAGAAGAUAUCAAAGAUGACAACGAGGAAGAUGAGCGGAAACUGCACAGCAACGUGUUGCUGACGAUCGGAGCGAUCGCCAGGAAGGCUCCAGCGCAUUGCUGCCACGUGCUGUUUACAUUGCUGCAAGAUAGAAGCAAGAGGCUCGAAGGACAACUACAGCUAAUGCACAUGGGUAAACUGCCAGUAAGCAAUGGUGAACAACUGGUGAGCCUGUUUGAAGACUUGCACUGGAUCCUGAUGAUUACUGGACAUUUCCUAGCCAUAGACUGCACAGAGGGUGAGACUGUGAUGAUACCACCGGAGAUCAUAAGCUACAGUAUCAGAGAGAACGCCAAUGUUGACGCUUCCCUCAGGUACUUGGUUGGGGAGAGCCAUAGCACGGAAAAUGUCGACCCGGUGUUGAAGUUGAUGGGUGAAAUCCUUCGCAUAAGCGCGUGGGAAUGCGCUGCGUUGGAAGCUGGUUUAGGAACGGUGUUCAGUCCAGAACUGUCUGCAACCAUCUCUUGGCUUUUGAAGAUAUGGUCCAACUCUUAUUUGAUGCCGCAGACGUCAGUCUACUCUGAGAUGUCGCCGAUCCUAGAGUGCGCUUUCGGACGGUCGUCGCGCGGCGUGUCGUGGGUGGUGUCGCGGCUGGCCAGCCGCGCGGGCGCGUGCCUGCGCCACCUGGCCGCCCACCCCGCCGCCGCCGCGCAGGCGCUGCAGCUGCUGACUACCCUCGCGCACGCGCAGCACAAACAAAACCCCCUGGCCAGUUGCGAGGAGUUCCUCAACCUGGUAGCGUGGGAAGCUUCCGGGAACAACCUGCCCGGUGAACUGAGGAAAGAGUUGCACAGAGCUUUCGCCAUCUGUGCCACUUAUGCUGAAGGAGAUGUAAGGAAUCGUCUACUAUCCAGCACGGUAGCGCUACAGGAGAAGCUUAUGAACCUGAUCAACAUGGAAUCCGAUACCGAGCCAGUGCGAAACAUGCUAGCGGACACUUUGGAUUGCUUCAUUGGAGUCACUGAAGGAAUGCUUGAGGUGGGAACAAUGGACGAGCAGUUUAUGAUGCUGAUCGGCGCCAUAGACAAGGUCCCCGGGAUCAUAUUCCGCUACCAUAACUACCCUGGCGUGGUGUUGCCAGCUCUCAAUCUAUUGGCGAAGAGCGCCAAGCGGAUGCUACACUCGGUACAGCCGCAGAAUGUCAACAAGUUCCUAGAAGUGUGCAAUACUACAUUUGAAGUAUACAUGAGGUGGAAUUCCGGGAAAAUAUCAAGCAUUCCGCAAGAUGCCGAAGAAGAAGCUUAUGAGGACAUCUGCGCGCUAAUGGAAAUGAUAUGCUGCAUCGCCCGUAGCGGGGCACAGCGGACGACCACGUCACCAGGCGCCGUCGGCGUCGGCGAGACAUGUGCGCGUGGUUUGCGCCUGCUACUACCACUCAUUACGCCGGCGCUAUUGGCGCUGCCCACGCUCGCGCACCACGCCUACAGGAUGCUGCGCGACCUGGACGCCGCCGACCAGUUAACUACACUUCCGAUCGGAGACUACAACAUGGUGGUGACGGCACUACGCGUUGGACUUACCGCUGUCUCGUACGACGUGUCAACCCUCUGCUGCGACACCAUAGUCGGGCUCGCCAACAAAGCGCGCACGCUAGGUGACGACAACCCAUUCGCUUUGUCCCUUCUAACCCUAGCUGAACUGUUACUCAUGCUGAUCAUCAAGAUGGAAAUCCCUCCGGACUCCAUCCCAGCCGCGGGCGCCGCUAUAUACGCGCUCACGUGCGUCAAACCGGCGCUACUAGAAGGCCUCGCGCGUCAGCUGAUCGAGGCCUUCGCGGUCAACGACCCCGCCAGCGUGCCGCGACUCGAAGAAGCCUUCGGCAUACUCACCAACGGAGUCCUCUUCGACGGCCUCCGCCCACACAAACUGCGCUUCCAGGACAACUUCGAUAAGUUCCUAGCCAGUGUGCACGGCUUCCUCAUCGUAAAAUAACUUCUAAUAGACGACUGCAUGUGAUUUCUUCUUAUCGGCGUCCUGUCGGUCAUACGAUUGGCGCGAGAGCAACAGUGGUAUUUCAAAAAAGCUGAAGCUCUCGAACGCCGCGUACUUCCUAAUAUUGAUUGUUUAACGACAAUCGAACGAGGCCUAGACCUCGCCUUUGUGUAAUCUCUAAUUCAAAUGCAGUAGCAACUCUGCAGGCUUUUAUAGCGAAUGACAUUAUGAAACGACGCCUCAUUGGCGUCAUCUGACAUAACCUAUUCAUAUCGUUAAUGUUUUAACUAGAUUUUAAUUGUGAUUCAGGACGAGCUAUCUUAAACUCGACGCGGUGGCAAAAUUAGCGUAAUCUUAAAAUAUUAAUGUAAUUUUGGCAUUUUUAGAAACUAGUUAUUGAAAUAAAUUGAACCAAAUGUUUUAAGAAGACUUGAUUGUUAAUAUGAUUUGCGUAUUCGUGAGACUUUAUUGCGUGUUCGAAUGUUGAUAAAAUGUGUACUUAAAUUAAUGUCUUGAAAAGUCCCUCCACGGGCUGUGUAAACUUUAUUUGUAAUGAAACACUAUUGUGUAAAUUAAUAUUUGAGAGUGUAUAAUAUGGCAUAUAAGCGCCAUAAGCGGAAAAGGCUUGUUCUAAAGAAAUAUUCUUUAAACGUUUAAUGGCCUAAACGUUAAACAGGGUGCUUUAUGACUCCAAAAUUGACUGGCUAAAUUAUUAAUGACUCUUCUUUUACACUUUUCACAGUCGCAUUUGGAGUCUGUAAAAUUUUAUUGUAGCUAUUCUUCAAAAAUUCUUUGCCAGUAACACAAAAAGUCAAUUUUAUAGUUUCGUCAGCAAAUUGCUAUCUUAUGUUCACAACGAAAAAACAAACUAUAACAAAUCUUUAAAGUGGUUGUGAAUGUGUAAAGUGCAGAAGUAAAGAUUUACUGUGGUAUUACAUAAUUAUGAAUAUAGUUAGAUUUAUUAAGUACACUUAGUACUUACGGCUAGUUAGGAGAAUUUGUGGUUUCUACUAUGAUAAGGAUUUGUAAACUGUAUUGAGUUUACAUAUUUUAUGAGAAGUGUUAAAAUGCACUUUCAAUAUUUAUUGCAGGUUUUACUCCGUCUUAUAUAUUAGCGUUAAAGUGUCUUCUGGAAUGAGCCUCGUAAUUUUUGCCAUUUGGGCGGGUAUGCUAAUUUUCGAUGCAUUGUCUAAAGAAAGUUCUUUGUAAUCUCAAUUUCUUUCAGCCAAAUUCAUUAGAAUACAUGUUAAGUACCUCUUUGUCUCGUCACUGCACACGUAGAAAUAAAUGUUUCAUAAAACUAGUCUUUCUAAAUAUUAUGUCGCAUCGCAUCCAAUAUGUGUGAUUUUACUGACGUUGUAAGUAUUGAUUUAUCUGUUUUUGAUAUAUUGUUAAGUUUAUACCUUUCUCUAUCUCUCUCUCUCUCUUUCUUCCUAUCUAUCUCUCACUCAGACAUUUAUGAUGCAAUCAAUUUAUUUUUAGACUAACAAGUCUACAUUAUUUUAUAAUUGUUUGCAAACUAUGGCAAUUUUUAUUUAUCAUAUCAUUCCCACUAAGUAAGUUUUCAAACUUGUCUAAUUGUGUGCCUAUCGUUACUUGAUAAACGAAUAAGCAACUUUAAUAUUACUGAAAUAAGAAAAAAUAUUUUCAAGAACAUUUAAUUUUAUUAAUCGUAAAAGAGAGUUGAGAGUAACAUUAUGUAAAUCCUGUAGUUAUCUCAGAGACUUAUAGCAAACAAUUUUAUUGUAUUUCUAGUUUCGAAUAUUCGUAUUAAUGAAUUGUAUGUAGCCCGAGCUUAAGAAUCUUGCAAUACCAUAAUUAAAUAACGUUUUAAUUACAGCCAUAUUAACAUUGUCUUCCUGAUAUUUUCAGCCAACUUGUACCUGCUUGAUAUUUUAGUUUUAUUUACAGUCAGGCUAUUAUUAUAACACCUUGUAGCAAGUUAAAAGCUAUUUAGUUAUUGUUAAUUUUAUUAGGCGUAGAGAUAUUUAAGUUCCUUCGUGGAAUGAUUGUUUUAUCAGUGAAACUAAAUAUCUACAUAAUGCCAUGUUGUAAAUACUCAGAACAUAUUUUAAUACCUCCCUGGUAAUACCUUUUCAAUAUCUGUAUUGCAUUGAAUAAAUUGUACAAAUUUCAUAAA